ACAUGGACGAAAAUGAAUCAGAUUCGGACAUCGAGGAGAUACAAGAAGCUCUUGCAGCAGGUAAAAUUCAACCAGGACUUAUUGUGCAAGAGCAAAAGAAACAUUUCAUCAAUAACAAUGAGGGGCUAAAGGACAAAAUUAAAGAAUUUUCAUUGGACAGUUUGAAAUGGAUUGAAAGAUUGGUCCUGUCUAGCAAACAAAAUGAUGCCUCAGUUAACAAUGGGGAAACAGAUGGUGAUCAGCUGCAAAAUGAUGAUUUUAAUAGGGAACUUAAAUUCUACAGACAAGCACAAGCAACUGUUUUAGAGGGUCUUGCACGACUUGCCAAAUUAUCUGUUCCAACUAAAAGGCCAGAAGACUAUUUUGCUGAGAUGGCAAAAUCUGAUGAACACAUGAAAAAAGUUCGUUCCAAGUUGUUAGAAAAGAAAAUCUCUAUGGAAAAAUCUGAAAAGGCAAAGAAGUUGAGAGAAAUGAAAAAAUAUGGUAAAAAGGUGCAAGUGGAAGUAUUACAGAAAAGACAAAAAGAAAAGAGAGAAAUGCUUGAAUCUGUUAAGAAAUUUAGGAAAGGACAAGUUGAUAAGCUUGAUAUUUUUGAUGAAACAAUUGAGAGGCAACCUAAGCAACAAAACCAAGGAAAACAAAUUCAAGGGAAGCAACAGUUCAAGCCUAACAAAAAGCGAGAGUAUAAAAACAAAAAGUUUGGCUUUGGUGGGCAAAAAAAGAGGUCAAAGUACAAUACAGCAGAGAGCUCAGCUGAUCUUAGAGACUUUUCAAGAGGUCCAGGAAAAAGAAACUUUAAGAGCAAGCCACAAGGAAAAAACAGUAAAAGACCAGGAAAAAACAAACGAAAAACAAUUAAGAAUAAAAAGAAGUAACCAUUUAACAUUGCAUAGUUUUUGUUUCUUUAAUGCGAUUAUGACAUGAUUUUGUUAUCCUUCAAUGAAUCACCAGUCACAUAACUGAACCAAUUCAUUAUUAGAAUAAUAAUGAAAAAUUUAUAUUUAUUUAGCUUUUAUUAAAAACAAUAUUUUUUUAAAUAGCCACAUUUCAUUGUAAAAUCACUAUGUGGACUUAUUUGUAAAACAUAAAAAAUAACAUUUGAAAAAUUGGGCAUAUUCUUGCAUUAAUUUCAUUUUCCUUUUAAACAAUAAUGAUUUCACUAAAAAGUGUUUGUAAAUACAACUUAAGUGUUGUCAAUGACAUAAUUAUUUUACCUGAGCAAUUUUUUUCACUGUGAAAGUAAAAUGAAUUUUUUUCAAUGUCCUAGUGUUUGAUCAAAGAGUAAGUUUUUUAAAGUACACUAUUGCAACUCAGGUGUCCACACAAAAGAUUUUGUUUCAUGAUGAUAUUCACUCUGUAGACAAAAAGAUUAGUUUAUAGUCCUUAUUCACCAUUUAAAGAGUGAUCAUUUGGCUGGUUGUUUUUCUGGUUCAGCUUUUAGACUCCAUGCCUUGUCCAUGUACUUUGUUAUACUGGAGCAGUGACGAUGAAAAUUUAAACGUCUGUCUGAUUUUUCAUGUUCUAUCUGUAAAUAAAAAAAUAAUAAAAGAUUAUUA
This is a messenger RNA of Physella acuta, 1556 nucleotides long. Its product is annotated as putative rRNA-processing protein EBP2. NCBI's taxonomy places the organism in Eukaryota, Metazoa, Mollusca, Gastropoda, Physidae. Gene Ontology annotation, biological process: ribosomal large subunit biogenesis; rRNA processing. The record is from RefSeq and is a predicted model, not a curated record. Gene Ontology annotation, cellular component: nuclear periphery; preribosome, large subunit precursor; nucleolus.